GGUUCCCAACCCCCCCCCCCCGCCCCAAGCCUGGGAGCUGAGGCUGACUUCAGGCUCCGCUCCUGCCCUCCCUCCUGGUGAGCUGCACGUCCUGGGAAGGCUGACGACGUGCCUCAGAUGCAUGGAGGCUGAGUCACCCGGGCUGGCAGUGCCCCUCGGAGCCCGGGCUUGGGGCCCCCACCCACCUGAGAAGGAAGGGUGGGUGGCUAUGGGGCUGGAAGAGCUGAAGCCUCCUGGGAUCUUGGGAACCCCAUCUUUGAACUCCGCCCCACGGCCCCUCCCCUCCCCAGGAGGGAAAAGGCAGCUGCCAGUUGCCUGCCUCAUAGGCACUGGGACCUGGCCCACAGGAGGAGAGGGGACCUCGCUGCCAUCAGUACCGCAGGCGGGGCCAUGGAUCCGCAUGAGACGGUCGUCAAGAACCCGUAUGCCCACGUCAGCAUCCCUCGGGCUCACCUGCGGCCUGAUCUGGGGCAGCAGCUGGAGGCGGCUCCCUCUUCCCGGGGGUCACAGCCUCUGCCUGUGGGGUCCUGCGCCUCAGAGCCCACCGGGCUCCUGCAGCCCACCGAGGAGGCCCCAGGGGGCAAGGGGGCCGCCCAGACCCAGGGCCAGCAGACCCGGCAGCAGCCCUGCAACCCCUACGGCGGCGCGCAGCGGCCGGCGGGACUGACCUACAGCGGCCUGCCGCCCGUCGGGCGCGGGGAUGACAUCGCCCACCACUGCUGCUGCUGUCCGUGCUGCUCCUGCUGCCACUGCCCUCGCUUCUGCCGCUGCCACAGCUGCUGCUGCGUCAUCUCCUAGCCCGGCCCCUGCCGGUCCGAGGGACCUGCCGCAGGACCCCGACAUGGCCCGGGCAGCCACUGGCCCGCUGUCAUGGGCGCUGGCCGCUUUCCACCUUGGAUAGGAGCAUCCACCUGCCAAGGAGGCCAACGGCCCAGCGCUGGCCCCUUGAAACAGCCCUGGGCACUGGCUGUCACGGCGGGCCUGGGGACACCCUUGACCACCUCCCUCAGGGCCCACGGCCCUGGCAAUAA
Hyaena hyaena (striped hyena) is the source of this 1031-nucleotide messenger RNA. It is a transcript of the gene CYSRT1, whose product is annotated as cysteine rich tail 1. Bases 391 to 798 code for a protein of 135 amino acids. The record is from RefSeq and is a predicted model, not a curated record. Lineage: Eukaryota; Metazoa; Chordata; Mammalia; Carnivora; Hyaenidae. The transcript has 2 exons.